CUGUCUCGAACAUAUGUGACUGCCUUUUCCUGAUCCUUUCUCGUCUUUCAUCAAAAUAGUACACCUGCAUGGUAAUUUAAGAGGCUGUUUCAUCAGAUUCUUUCUAAAAGCUCUAAUCAUUUGACUUUGAAAGCCGUAAUUGCUAGUGGGGUUGCAUCUAAGGGUUUGGCAUCGGCAACAUAAAAACAUUCCUGCUUGACAAAAGCUUAUACCCUCAAUCAGUGAUUAAGUUCAGUACAUUCAAUUAUUUAUAAUUGAGUUAUUCUUUAAUAUACUGAAUAUAUAUCCAUAGCUUCUCUCCUCUCCUAUUUGGGCAGGUACUCCAUUCUAUAUCUUUACUUACACUAAACGAGAAAGAUUCCACACUUUCUUAAGUAGACAACUUCCUCUUUUUUAUAAUGAAUAAUCCUUUCUCUUUGGUACCAGGCGGAAAUGGUGCCUCUGGUGAGCUAUCGCCAGAGGAAAAAUCAAUGCUGCUCCAAUCUAAAAUCGUCACAUUUGUACAAGAAAGCUGUGUUUUUAAAAGUAUCGCUGCUGGUGGUAUGGGUUUUGGUUUGGGUGGUAUUUUUGGUCUUUUCAUGUCCUCUCUUGACAUGCAAAGUAUGGACCCCCAAAUUUACGAAAAGAAAUUUCGUGAACAGUUUCGAAUUCAGUUGAGAGAAAUGGGUACCCGCUCUUACUCAUCUGCAAAAAGUUUUGGUGUCCUUGGUCUCAUAUUUGCUGGUUCCGAAUGCUGCAUCGAAGCUUUCCGUGCUAAAACUGACAUUUACAACCCAACCAUUGCUGGAUUUUUCACUGGUGGUGUCUUAGCUAGAAAGGCUGGUCCGAAAGCUAUGGUGUUAGGUGGUGCUGGUUUCAGUGCCUUUUCCUAUGCAAUUGAAAAAUGGAUGAUGAAUUGGUACGAUUGAUAUUGUCUGUACAGAAUCGUAAACACCCACUUUCUUUGUUUCAAGCUUAAUUCCGUUCUUACCUUAUAUCACUUUUAUUUUUGUUGCACUUUUGGUUAUUCAUGUUUUGUCUCCAAUUCUUCUUUAAUGCCGCUUACUUUUUUGUUUUCUGUCAACACUGCAUAUCCUUUUACAGAUCUUUACGGAAAAGUUCUACCAUGAUAACGCUUCUCGUGUGAAGUUCAUUAAAAAUUUUAUAUAUAAUCUAAGC
Schizosaccharomyces octosporus yFS286 is the source of this 1158-nucleotide messenger RNA. RefSeq names its product TIM22 inner membrane protein import complex subunit Tim22. Gene Ontology annotation, cellular component: TIM22 mitochondrial import inner membrane insertion complex. Gene Ontology annotation, biological process: protein insertion into mitochondrial inner membrane. The record is from RefSeq and is a predicted model, not a curated record. Bases 399 to 908 code for a protein of 169 amino acids. Lineage: Eukaryota; Fungi; Ascomycota; Schizosaccharomycetes; Schizosaccharomycetales; Schizosaccharomycetaceae. Gene Ontology annotation, molecular function: transmembrane protein transporter activity. The transcript has a single exon.